Messenger RNA from Mangifera indica (mango), 811 nucleotides. RefSeq names its product TSET complex member tstD. Gene Ontology annotation, cellular component: COPI vesicle coat. The transcript is spliced from 5 exons. NCBI's taxonomy places the organism in Eukaryota, Viridiplantae, Streptophyta, Magnoliopsida, Sapindales, Anacardiaceae. Bases 109 to 552 code for a protein of 147 amino acids. Gene Ontology annotation, biological process: retrograde vesicle-mediated transport, Golgi to endoplasmic reticulum; intracellular protein transport; intra-Golgi vesicle-mediated transport. The record is from RefSeq and is a predicted model, not a curated record.
ACAAGAAUUUUUCAAGUGGCGAAAAUAAAGACAAAAACAAAUAUCAGCUAACCGGAAUCUCUGAAACUCUCACGGAGAAGGGAAAGGAAUUGGAAUUGUCUUCUGAAAAUGAUACUUGCGGUGUUGUUCGCAAAUUCUGAAGGCAAUAUUCUAAUUGAACGAUUUAAUGGAGUACCGGCUGAGGAAAGGCUACAUUGGCGAACUUUCUUAGUUAAAUUGGGAGCAGAUAAUCUUAAAGGUGUCAAAAAUGAGGAGCUCCUUGUUGCUAGCCACAAGUCAGUCUAUAUUGUUUAUACAGUGCUUGGUGAUGUCAGCAUCUUUGUUGUGGGCAAGGAUGAGUAUGAUGAACUUGCUUUGGCAGAAGUGAUUUUUUCUAUAACCUCCGCUGUGAAGGAUGUAUGUGGAAAGAUUCCAACUGAGCGCCUUUUCCUGGACAAGUAUGGAAGGAUAUGCUUGUGCUUGGAUGAAAUAGUUUGGCAGGGAUUGCUGGAGAAUACAGAGAAGGACAGAAUCAGGCGACUCAUAAGGCUAAAACCUCCCACUGAAUUCUAAAUUGAAAGCUCUAUCCCAUCAUCAAUCUUUUUGAAGACGGGGACAAUAAUGCUCCAAUGGCAAUAUUUUUCUGAGAGCUAGGCUUUUUAAAUCUUCUGUUGUUGAGCUUGGAGUGACUGUUACAUAAUUUCUUCAAACCUCAGUUCUACUCUAUUGUUGUAUUUUCUGGAAGGAGGAUUUGAAAUUGUUGGACUUGUAUUUUUUAAUUAACGAGGAUAUCUCUUUUAAAUUUUUUAAAAUAUAUUGCAUCUCCAUGAAA